Molecule: messenger RNA, 396 nt
Organism: Ilex paraguariensis (yerba mate)
Lineage: Eukaryota; Viridiplantae; Streptophyta; Magnoliopsida; Aquifoliales; Aquifoliaceae
Source: the annotation of a GenBank genome assembly
AUGAUGAUAUCCAGAGGGUUGUUCGGGUGGUCCCCGCCGCAUAUACAGCCUUUAACUCCGGUAUCGGAGGUGUCAGAACCGCCGGAGUCUCCGUCGCCAUAUCUAGACACAAGCGCCGAGGGGGUGGCGGUGGAGGUGGAGGAGGAGAUCGACGCUGAGGCCGAGGAGAUGGAGCAGCCACCCGCCGCCGUCCCGUUCUCGCGGCUCUUCGCCUGCGCAGACCGCCUUGAUUGGGCUCUUAUGUUCGUUGGAUCGCUUGCGGCUGCGUCCCAUGGGACUGCUCUGGUGGUUUACUUGCAUUACUUCGCGAAGAUAAUUCAGUUAUUGAGGCAUACGUCGGAACAGUCAGAUGUGCUGUUUCACGAGUUCACUGAGAGGGUUGGCAGAUUGAGAUAA